Rhagoletis pomonella (apple maggot) is the source of this 1756-nucleotide messenger RNA. RefSeq lists its product as uncharacterized. The coding region runs from base 39 to 884 and encodes 281 amino acids. The record is from RefSeq and is a predicted model, not a curated record. NCBI's taxonomy places the organism in Eukaryota, Metazoa, Arthropoda, Insecta, Diptera, Tephritidae. The transcript has a single exon.
UAACUCACUAUUUUUGAUAAGAACAAAGUGAAAGUGAAAUGGAAACAAUAAGCAUUAAAGAACGUUUUCUUGAAGAUAAUACGGACUUCAAAGAAAUCAAGCCUACCCAAGAGUUGACCACAAUCGGUGGAUUCCCAGGCAUCGAUGAGGUGGAAGAUGAAGUUUGGUUUCUGCAAUGCCCGAAAGGAUUUGAUGUUGAAUCAGAAUUGCAAGGCCAAAAAUUUAAAAUUCCUGGUCGUACAAAUUUCAAUUCGUGUGAAGCUGUAGCAGUGGAAUAUGCUGAGCCCGAGACGCGUGCAUUUGGUUAUUGCAAUCGUAAAGGUCGCUAUUCGCUACGUUUAUUGCCAGUAAAGGGCAACAUACUGCUGCGCGGACGUCUGAAGGCAACAGAAGCAGUAACAUUGGAAAAUGCUGAGGCUAUGUGCCCGCCGCAGGGUCGAGUACCAUUUCCGGAAAUGAUCAAGGUCCGCCAUCCUCUGCAUGGUCAUCAAUUCGACAAAAGCAUACGUGUUAACAAGGCUAUCGCGGAACGACUGAAGAAGGCAGAUGAAAUAUCGGCGAAAGUACUAUAUGAUGCUAUUAAAAAUAGGAAUAUUAUAAAAAAAGUAAAUUCUGGUUUGUCCAAAAGGAAACAAAGACCAAAGGCGUUUACAACGAAUGAGCAAAAUGCAAUUCAAAUUGAUAGCACUGACGAGGAUGUAGUGUUUGAACGUGAGGAAAAAACAAAGAAAGGAAAAAAAGUCCGGAAGAACUCCGAAAGCAUCGUUACGGGUGAGGAAGAGGGCUUGAAAUCCACAAAUGAAGUCGCUAAGAAACAGAAAAAAUCACACAAAACUAGCAUAGGCGAAGUUUCAAAAGAUUUGCAAUGGCUUCAAAAUAUAUAGCUAUAAUAAAGUCUGUGCAAAAAUAAGAUCUUUUAUAUAAAUAUUUAAUUACAUAAAAAAUAAGGAGUGUCUAUUUACACACGCCACGGUAACUUUUACUGUUAUAAUCCCUAAGCGCGGCCAAAGGCCGCCUACGCAGAAAGACGUUUCGGUUCACUUCUCGGCAACAUGUAGAGGAGAAUUCUGCGAAGUAAGGGUUAUAAUCCCUAAGCGCGGCCGAAGGCCCCCUACACAGAAAGAAGUUCCGCCCCACCUUUCUGGCAACAGAGAAAGGAGAAUUCUGCGUAUUAAGGGUAUUAAGCGCGUUAUAAUCCCUAAGCGCGUUCAAAGGCCGCCUACGCAGAAAGGAUUUCCGCCCCAUUUCCCCUUUACCACUAUAGUCGGAGGUCUUUAAAUUAAAGUUUGCUCAAAAAAAUAGGUAACCUCGGAUCCAUUGUAAUUUUCUUCGUAGAUCCACUGUUAUCACUGAGACAAAAUAUUUAUAAGUCUUCAAAGUCUUUUUCAUAAUCAGGCAGGUUCUGCAAUUCACUUCCGAGUGAAUUUCAAUCAAACUCGCUUUGUAUUCAAAUUGGCCGGCGUUGAAAUUCAGUAGGAAGUGAAUUGCAGAACCUGCCCGAAUAAUCAUGAGUUUGGGACCUGUUCGGGACUAUAUACAAAAUUUUUUCGCUCAUAAUUAUUAUCAAAAGGUUUUUUAAUAUAAGUCUCUAAAUUAGGGCUGAUGAUUUCACCCGGGUAAUGAGCUACCCGGGUACCCGGGUAGCGGGUGAAGCCCUACCCGGGUAUUGAAUUACCCGGGUAGCCCGGGUACCCGGGUAUUUUAUAACCCGGGUAGACCGGGUACCCGGGCAGUAUGGUAAUUACCCGGGUACCCG